AAGGGCUUAGUUUAAGCUUCAGUCGAUUAGAAAAUGUUGUUCAUUGAGGUAAUGCUUAGCUGCCUUCUAUUGGCUGCAGUUAGUGCAGCGCCAGAAUAUUUACUCUACACACGUCGCAAUGUCAACACACCAGAGCACAUCAAGCCGGAGGUAGAAUCGCUGCUUCGCUCAUCGUUCUAUGCCCUGGAACGAAUUGUAGUGUCCGUACGUUCGACAUCGGUCAAUAGUUCAGAGCACUUAAUACUUGUUACUGCUCUCCUUGAACGAGAGCCUUGCAAUGUCUUCGUUGUGGACCUGGCUGAGGUGCAAAACGAGUCAGAUAUUGUGGACAGUGUGAGUAGCUUGUUGAUUCUGUUGCACCGCCAGUUCGAUGUUCCGCUAAAGCAGCAGCAACUGGUGGGGAUUGGGGCGGGUGCGCAUUUGGCUGGAGCCGCAGCUGCACAAGUGCAGCAGCAGCUCGGCGACCCUUUGCCGCACAUCACAGCACUCGAUCCAAGCGGAAGCAGAGAUACGCUGAAGCAUCGGCUGUCAGUGCAGGACGCAGUGUACGUGGAGGUCAUACACACCAAUGGCCAAGGACUGGGUACAAUGGCGCGACUGGGUGAUGUGGACUACUAUCCCAAUGGUGGGCAGCAGCAACCUGGCUGCAAUGUUACGGCAGAUCCGGAUACCUGCUCGCACGAACGAGCCCUCGAGCUGGCCGCCGAAAUGUGGUCGUCAGCGAACAACUUCCUCUGCGCCCAAUGCGUGUCAGCGGAGCAAAUGAGUGCGAGCAGCUGCCACUGGUCUUUGCAUCGCAUGGGCGAUGGCGCAGCAGUUGACAAUGCCUCAGGCAUUUAUUAUCUGGAGACACAAAGCCACGCGCCUUUUGGCAAAGGCGCCUACUACAUAGCAUUCUUGUAGGGCACAUAACAAUAAAGAGGACCCAAUAUAGUAUAAA
Molecule: messenger RNA, 940 nt
Organism: Drosophila hydei
Lineage: Eukaryota; Metazoa; Arthropoda; Insecta; Diptera; Drosophilidae
Product: vitellogenin-2
Exons: 3
Coding region: 34-903 (289 amino acids)
Molecular function (GO): lipase activity
Source: RefSeq, a predicted model, not a curated record